CAAAUUUUACCAUUUUGGCCCAUUAUGAUGUAUGUGAAAAAAUAAAAUAAAGUUGAAUAACAAAGGCAAAAUGCAACAGGCUUGUGUAUUGUCAUGAAAACAUAGCGUUUUAAAAUAAUAAAUAAUUUUUUUUUUUUUAUUUAUAUUUAAUACAAUCAUAUUUUUAUCAAAAUUGUUCUCAUAGUUCAUACAUAAUGGAGUCGGAACAGAAAUUACAAACUUUAAUACACAUGGCAAUAGAUGUAAAAAAUAGACAAAUUAAUCAACAUUAUUUGGUAAAACUUUUUGAAAUUAUAAUUAAAAAUUCACCACAACUGGCUAAUUGUGACGUAGAUUUAACUCCAAAUGACGAAAAACACAGUCAGACGAACGUAAGUAAUAAAGGAAUUCACGAAGUGUCCAUAAAUCCACUUAAUGACAUAUUUGAUGUAUCGUCUUCAAACCACGAAGAAAUGUUAUACGAAUACGAAAACGAAGAAUUGUUGUACAAAUACGAAAAUGAAGAAAAUAGCUCGUUGAUGCCCAAGAAUAAUUUGGAUGACUUUUCAAAUAGUAAUCUCACUUUAGAAGAUAAAAAACCGUUGAUGGAAAAAUCUGAAAGCUGUCUUCACGAAUGGACCGAAAAUUUGGAGACACAACAAAAUGUAGUUCUUCUAAGGUUAAAUACAAGUUUAAGAACAGACAGAUUUAUGACCCAAGAAUGGGUGUGUUUAAAUUUAGGCAUGUCGGCUGGAAAUUUCCGAGAAUUUGAUUUAGAUUAUCGAACAAAUUUUAAGAAUAUUUUUAAUUUUCUAGAGUUACAAAAAUCAGUGAACAGGAAUACUAGGAUAGAUAUUCAACAUCUAAAGAAGAAAUGUAUUAAAAUACAAAAAUAUAUCAAAAAACACAUUGAUAUGGAUCCCGAAGCAACAGGCGUCGUUACAUUUAUGAAGGGUGCGUGUAUGUCAUGUGGAAGACCGGCGAAGAUGGUUAAAACAAAACGACUUUCUCUAAAUUAUUCUGAUCAUAGGAGACAGCUUUCCGAUAAGUCUAAUCCGAUAGAAAAAAAAGAAAUCUAUCAAUCCAAUAGUGGUAAAAUGAUAAAAAAUAAGCCAAAACAAUCGAUCACAAACAAUCAAUGUACGAAACCUACUACGAUAUCAACAGAAACUUGUUUAUGGAUAAAUGGUGUUCCUCAGCCAUGUCAUCCGUUUUCAAACAAGAGGACGGGAAACGUAGAAAUAGAUUUAGAGCGAAUAAGAGCAGAUGUAAAUAGCCGUAAAACGAUAAAUGACAAGCUGAAUUCAAACAAUCCUAGGGAGAAACCUGCUAUGAAACCGAGCAUAAAAGUUUGUGGGUUUAUAAGAAAUGCUAUCCAACAAAGAACUACUUCAUUAAUUUCUUCAACAUACGAUGAUAGUAACUUCUCAUGUUGCUUCAAAGGACAUCAGAAAAGAAAAUCCAAAAAACGACAAAUCUGGAAAUCUUAAGUAAUAAGGAGUAGUGAUGGUUCUGGAUCAACAAAUACACCACCACAUAGCAGAAUUACUUUUUAGAUGUUCGUACAUCUAUCAACAACAAUACCAUUUGAGGUUUGCAUUUUUUAAGUAAUUUAUAUAUAUUUUACUUUUGCUUACUUAAUAACGAAUGAGAAAAGUCUUUAAACGGUAAUCUUAAAAAUACUUAGCAUUAUCUUUAUUUCUGAAUAUAGCCCCCAGCCCCUCACAAAAGUGAAAUCAUGUGAUUUACACAUUUUUCCUAUGACAAUAUUUAGUAGAUAAUUUGCAUUAAUUUAUGUAACAAAAUCUAACCAUUUCGUCUAAAUAAUUCAAAAUAGUGAUUUUUGAAAUUAAAUAAUGUACCAGCAUGUUCGUCUAUGUACUUGCAAAGUUUAAUUGCUCUAACAAAAAUGUACAAACAAUUUUCAAUCAAAUAUAUAGUAUAUUUACAACAUUCACAUUAACGGUCCGUAGAUACUAGAUAGUAACAAUAGUCAAUAGGCAAUGCAUAUUUUUUAAAUGUUGAUACUUUGAUAGAUAACUAUAGAUCGGGUCAUAGGGGGUUAUAUAUAAAAUAGACUAUUGAACUACAUAUUAUAUUCUAUA
This is a messenger RNA of Rhopalosiphum padi (bird cherry-oat aphid), 2084 nucleotides long. RefSeq lists its product as uncharacterized. The record is from RefSeq and is a predicted model, not a curated record. The coding region runs from base 195 to 1469 and encodes 424 amino acids. The transcript has 10 exons. Lineage: Eukaryota; Metazoa; Arthropoda; Insecta; Hemiptera; Aphididae.